Molecule: messenger RNA, 1670 nt
Organism: Asparagus officinalis (garden asparagus)
Lineage: Eukaryota; Viridiplantae; Streptophyta; Magnoliopsida; Asparagales; Asparagaceae
Product: protein GAMETE EXPRESSED 2-like
Exons: 8
Coding region: 1-1329 (442 amino acids)
Source: RefSeq, a predicted model, not a curated record
AUGGUAAAGCAGGAACAAGUUCAAACUUGUGAAAUUGCUACGAGAUACAAUCUAGCUGAUAUGCUGACCAAGUCAGUUUCGCUUGAGAAGCCACUUCAUGGAUCCCUCCUGCAGUACGGCAACCUGUUCAGAUACACUCCUCACAGGGGAUUUUUUGGAAAUGAUUCCUUCUUUUAUACAUUCUCUGACACAAAUCAGAACAAUGCUACUGGCACAACUUUCAUCUCUGUACUCUGUCGACCACCUCAGUUUGUUUCUUUACCUGUUCGAUUGCACGUGAUUGAAGAUGUUAUCAACCCCAAAUUUGGUGGUUUCACCGGACUUGAAAUAAUGUAUUCCGAUUUCUGGGAAAAUGUCUCUUUGACUAUCAGGGCACAAUCUGGCACUGCCUUUCUUGCUCCCAUGCAGAUGCAAUUUCGCCAUCAAUUUGAAAGUUUGCCUUCAGUGAGUAGAGGCGGUAAAUUGCAAAAGGAUUUGAUCUUAUUUGGUCGUGUUGAAAUGAUCAACUAUGCUCUUCAAUCGAUUCAAUAUCUUGGAAAUGAGAACUUCUAUGGAAAUGAUAUUAUCAGUUUGCAUACAAUGAACAAAAAUGGAGUUGAAACUUCCCGUGUUUCAGUUUUUGUGGAGCCUAUUAAUGAUCCGCCAAUUAUAUAUGCUCCCAAAUUCAUAAUCUUAGGGAGGAAAGAAGCAAGUAAUGGACUACAGAUUUUUGACAAACAAAGAGAUACUUUUGAAUUCUCAAUCGGAGAUACAGAUAUUUUUAGUUUCCCUGGAAACAAGUCUCACCUUGCGGUCAUAAUCUCCUUGGAAGUAAAUGAUGGAGUUUUAUCGACCAGUCUGCCAGGUCAUCUUAUCAAGACAGCUGAACUGAAGACAACAAGCAGCAGUCAAUGGAAACCCCUUCAGACUUUUGUUACCAUUUCAAACCAUUUUGUUCUUAAAGGUAAAGGAAUUAGGUUUCAAGGGACAGCUGGGGAUUGCAACAAUGCAAUGCAACAAUUGUUUUAUCAUGGUGCACAUCAAGGUGCUAUAUUGACUAUCACUGUGAAUGAUUUGGGAAAUUACGGAUGCUAUCUAGAUUGUACAGACAUGACAUCAUUACCGUUUUGUACUGAAGUUACUGUAAAUCUGAUAAAGACGAGACCUAUUGGUUCAUUGACAGCACUUUUGCUUGGAUCAGCAAUAAUUCUUGAGAUUGUUAUGAUGCUUCUCCUUGGUGGAGCACUUCUACUCUUUAUUUGCAAAUGCAUGACUGCUCUUCACAGGGAAAGAAGUGACGAGAACCGCAGAAAACGAGAACCUCCAAGAGAAGAACAAAUUGAUAACUAAAAUAUAGAUGGGAGACGUGCAUCUCAAAAUAUAACAAGUUCAAAUGGAAGCACAAGUCCCUUCUCGCUAUCAUGGCAGAAAUCCAUUCCAGCAUCGGUUCAUGAAAAAUUUUAACUGCAGAUCGAAGAAUCAGCGUUUGUUUUGUUUUGUUUUGUUUUUUGUUUUCGUUUUCUUUUUUAAAUUAUCACGAUAAACAGCUAGCUAUCUGAUUAUGGAUGGUUCGAGUCUCGUAUAUUUGUUAGGAAAGUGGCUUCUCAUAGAGUCGCUACUAAUACAAUGUAUAUUUCCCUUUUACUUCUUUUUUCUUUUGAUAACAAGGACAAUGCCAGGAAAUAAAAUUU